This is a messenger RNA of Kalmanozyma brasiliensis GHG001, 1317 nucleotides long. RefSeq lists its product as uncharacterized. The record is from RefSeq and is a predicted model, not a curated record. The transcript has a single exon. The coding region runs from base 1 to 1317 and encodes 438 amino acids. NCBI's taxonomy places the organism in Eukaryota, Fungi, Basidiomycota, Ustilaginomycetes, Ustilaginales.
AUGCGGUCGCACAACUUUGCAAGGGCGGUCCUACGGGUCGCUGCGAGGAACGGAAGCGUCUCCCAAUCGCCCAUUGCUCGCUCGACAUCGCUCAAUGUCCUCCGACACACAUCACUCUCAUACCCACCAUGCAUAGCCACAUCCGUUGCUGCAGCACGAGCGUUCAGCACCACGCGCAUCGACCUCAAGAAGAAGGUGAAGAAGAACGCCUUUGCUGCGAUCGAGGACGACACCGACGCUCUCGAUGACGAUGCGUUCGCCGUCGAAGAGGAUGACCUGUUCGGUAGCGUUUCCGAUUCCACCUCUACCUCAGCUACCUCAUCGACUUCCUCCUCGUCGUCUUCGAACAGCCAGAUGAGUCGGGUGGAAUUCACCUCUGCACUGGAACAGUUCACCGCCUCGCUCUCGUACGACCUUCUUGAUCGCGGUCACUUCCCGGCACUGCGCACCUGGCGCCGACUGGCACUCCAGGCGUCCACCGCCGAGGAUUUUGAGAGCUUGCUCGAGGCGGCGAAAUUGUACCGCGAACGUGUGGGGUCGUUGGGCAGCGAGUCCGCACUCCGCUUUGCAGCGCAGGCGGUCAAGUUGCGCCUCCCCGAGCUGGCCGUCGUCGCGUUUGGCGAUCGAUACACGUAUGGGUUGGAGUACGAUCUUGGUGCUUUGUGGGUGGUGCAGUCUGGAUUGGCGAGAAAACUCGGUAGAGGGAGGGAGGAAGUGUUGGCGAGCGCCCAGAUGGAUGGCGCCCCCGUAGUCGAGGUGGACCUCCUGGGUGUUCUCGCCGAAUCCACUCCGGUCGAAGCGGGAGAAGGUAAAGCAGAAGGUAUCAAGCGUAAACACGAGCUGGAUAUGCCACUGGCUCGAGCCCAGUUGAGCAUCAUCGAUCGCAUGACCCUGCUCACUUCCCUCUCCACCACCCUUGCAGGAAAAACACCAGACACCGUGCUCCUCACCUACCUCAUCCGCGCCUAUGUGGAUACAUUCCACCUCACGACGCGGAGGAGCGCAACCAACCCCCUGCUGAUGAAAGUGCUCGAGAGGUCAGAUGGGUUGAUUGGACUGCUGACGAGGGUUGCGGAUGGUUCCAAGGUUUCAGCGGAAGCGCCGAGAGGUGUGCAUCUGGCAGAGAGCCUGCAGAGGAACUUGGUGAGCGUGCUGGGGUACGUUGCUGCGCGUGGACAGGACGGGUUUAAGAAGGACGGGUUGGAUCCGGUCAAGACGCUGUAUGGGUUCAUGGACAGGGUGGAUCGAGAGGCGAGUAGCAAGUUGGUCUGGCGCGUGGAGCCGCUGCUCCAGAGCCAGGGGUCGGUGUCGCUCUAG